This is a messenger RNA of Penicillium cataractarum, 1848 nucleotides long. RefSeq lists its product as uncharacterized. The record is from RefSeq and is a predicted model, not a curated record. Lineage: Eukaryota; Fungi; Ascomycota; Eurotiomycetes; Eurotiales; Aspergillaceae. Gene Ontology annotation, cellular component: membrane. Bases 1 to 1848 code for a protein of 615 amino acids. Gene Ontology annotation, biological process: transmembrane transport. Gene Ontology annotation, molecular function: transmembrane transporter activity. The transcript has a single exon.
AUGCCAGUUGGGCAGCCGAAUUCGAUUCCGGAGGACGGAGGUCCUCCGCAAGCCCCUCCACAAAUUUUAACAAGUUCAAUUUUGACGAGCCAAACGGGCCUUGAGGGGUCUUCUCAAAUAGUGGGAGACUCAGCUCCUACGUCGAGUCGGUCAUCCUUUGACUAUGCCAGAACCUAUUCCACUCCAGCGACCGGCUCGCAAACCCCAGAUCCUCUUCUGGGAAAUAAGAAUGUUUUCGAUAAGCAAGCGCUAAAGGUAUCGCAAACAAUCACCAGUUUGAGUCAAGCUGUCGAUGAUGGUCAUGAACUCAACUCUCUCGGCCAUCGCUUAACUAACCGAAAACCCUCGGUAUCCCGAGGCCGCGAUGAAGCCGAUGAGUCGGCAUCGCCAACUCGAAAGAAGCAAGGUGUUCCGCCUGAGCUUUCGAGUUUCACUGCCGAAAUUGUGCUCAUCAUGGUCUGUUCUGCGGGCUUGAUGUUAUUCUCCUUCCUUCUGGGAGAUAUGCUUGCUCCACAGGAGCAAUUAAAGCGUGCCCUCGGCAUCAACAACACCCAGCUGCCGUGGAUUGUGGGUGCUUUCAACACUGCGAACGGCCUGUCCGUGGUGAUCUCUGGGUCCCUAUCCGACCUGGCUCCUCCAAAGAGUCUUAUGGUGGGCGCCUUUGCCUGGCUAUCGGUGUGGAACAUUGUCGGAGCUUUCUCGCUGCAGCCUUCGCGCUAUGUUCUGUUUUUUGUCAUGCGAGCGAUGCAAGGACUGGCAAUUGGUGUCCUCGUGUCAGGAAGCAUGAGUAUCCUCGGGCGGGUAUAUAAGCCAGGGAUUCGCAAGAAUCGAGUAUUCUCUGCCAUGGCUGCAACAGCGCCAUUUGGGUUUUCGCUUGGUGCGCUUCAGGGAGGUGGGUUGAAUGGCCAUCUCGAGUGGAUCUUCGGAACCAACGCGAUCAUAUGUGCCUUGUGCUGUGUGGCUGCAUACUUUAGUAUCCCAAAGCUGCGACCCGUGGCUGAUGUUGCGGGCACUGAAGCCCCAACGCUACGACAGUUCGAUUACAUCGGAGGAGGCUGUGCGGCCGGUGGCUGCGUUUGCUUACUGUUUGGCUUGACGCAGGGACCCGUCACAGAGUGGUCUCCGUACACGUAUGCCCUCAUCAUUGUCGGGUUGCUUCUAUUAGUUGGGCUCUUCUUCGCUGAAAGAGCAGCUAUUCGCCCACUGAUCCCCAAUCGACUGUGGCGAACGCCCGGAUUCACUCCUCUGAUGGUAGCCUACUUCUUGGGCUUCGGGUCGUUCUUCGGUGCCUGGCAAUUCUAUGCCAUCCAGUUCUGGCUUCGUAUCCAGGGUGCCACGCCACUCGAUGUGGCCCUUUAUCACAUCCCGAAUGCCGUCGUAGGUGUUCUCGCGACCUGGGUUGUGAGCCGAACCAUUCACAUUGUACCUGGGCACUAUAUUUAUGCCGUAUCCAUGAUGGCUUUCACGCUCGGUCCAGCGUUCUUCAUCCCGCAGACAGCCACGACGAUGUAUUGGAAGCUCUCCUUUCCUGGUGUUGCUCUCGUCACGUUCGGUCCUGACCUGGCCUUUGCUGCUGCCUCCAUCUUUAUCACCAGCAACGUCGCUCGUUCAUACCAAGGCAGCGCUGGCAGUCUCUUGGUCACCAACCAGAACCUUUCUUCGGCAAUCAUGACCAGCAUUGCCGAUGCGAUUGGCACACGGGUUGACAGAGGACCGGAUGGACAAAUAGGCCUUGAAGGGCUUCGGGCUAUCUGGUGGUUUGCUCUCGCCGCACAGUUGACUGCCGCUCUUGUCACGAUUGUUUGGGUUAGAAUUCCGAAGGAAGAGGAGAAGGAGCACGUCACCUAA